Molecule: messenger RNA, 984 nt
Organism: Sitophilus oryzae (rice weevil)
Lineage: Eukaryota; Metazoa; Arthropoda; Insecta; Coleoptera; Curculionidae
Exons: 1
Coding region: 1-984 (327 amino acids)
Molecular function (GO): electron transfer activity; heme binding
Source: RefSeq, a predicted model, not a curated record
AUGGUACGAGACCACGAGAAAGAAGAAAUUGGUGGAUUCAUUUUCAAAGAAGCAAAAAAAGCAGCGAAUAAACUCAAUCUAAUAUUCGACCUUCAGCGCCAACAUUUAGAAUCCAUCACAGAACACAGCGCCACACAGGUAGUCAACCGAAUUAGGUCCACACAGAACAGGAGGUUCUUGCAAAAUCACGUGGAGAAACCCGUGCACGGAGCCUUCUAUAACAUAAUGACACAACAGCAGCUUUCUGAGAGACUAUCGUUUGCUUUCCUGAGGUCGAGUGGCUUAAGAUCUGAGACAGAGGGAUUUAUACUGGCAUGCCAGGACGGUGUCUAUGGCUCUUUGGUGUAUCGUAGCCGUAUUAUGGGCCAACAAAUCGAAGAUAUAAGAUGUAGAGCAUGCCAUCAAGCUCCGGAGACCCUGUGGCACAUACUAUCAGCCUGCCCUACUUAUGCGGCUUCGGCUUAUACCCAGCGCCAUAACGCCGCAUUGAGGGUGAUAUACUAUCACCUUCGUCAUAUGCAUGGAUUUGAUGAAACGCCAGUGCUACCACAAACACCGAAAGAAAUUGAGUCCUUGGUGGAAAACGAAACAACCAAAAUUUACUGGAACUAUCCAUUCCAGGCCUUCGGACAAAUACGGGCGAACAGACCAGACAUAGUUCUCCAGGAUAUAGCGACGAAAAUAAUUUAUGUCAUAGAAUUCUCGGCGCCAUCAGAGAAGAACAUAAUCAGUAAAGAAGAGGAAAAGAGGGAGAAGUACCAGGAACUCCUGGAGCAAAUGCGCAGAAUGUACGCUGAUCAUUCUGUAAGGUUGGUGGUACUAGUGAUAGGAAGUUUAGGAGGAGUUAAAGACACCCUGCUCCAGCAAUUGAAACUGAUACCAGCGUGUUAUAAUGUAGCGGAACGACUUGCUGCAAGCAUGCAGAAGGCUGUGAUUUUGGGCUCUCUCAAAAUACUCAGGGCACACGAUACGCGGAUUCAGUGA